CGAAAACGUCGCCAUUUUAUUUGUUUAUAUUUUCACUUCGAAGGAACUUUUUUAAUAUCCGUUGAUUUGACUGUUUUACGACAAAAUUAAUCCAAAAACAAAGAUGAGCCUGGACCAGAUCUCCCUGAACUCUUUCCUCCCCCUCCUGGUGGAAUCUCUCUUCCUGUCCUCCUCCGUGGCUGUGAUCCUCAUCGACUGGAACUACAGUUUCCUGGAAAUGUCCCUCCUGAGGAUGCUCCAGAGUUACCUCCCUCUCUGGAGGAGGAGAAACAUCAGACAGGAUGUAUACAUCUGCCUGGUGAUAACAGCACUGGCUAUUAUGUACAACAACUGUAUGAAAAACUUCGCCAUCAAUUCAGAGAACUGUAGAAUAGCUCUGACUGUCAUAGUCGUUCUGCUGUCAUUUUGGCUUCAGAGUAAAAGAAAUAAAAAGAAUGUCUCAGAUAAAUGUGUAGGCACCUCAAAUUCUCCAGUUUCCAAUGAAUCAGUCAAAGGAUCCCCAGUAAAACACAAGAACCAGGAAACCAGUGGCUCCACCUGCCUUGAGGCUGGGACAUCUCAGCACUCUCUGUCCCAUUCCUCCUCACAGGAGGACUCCGGCCUCUCCCUGGAUGACUGUUCUGAAGAUUCCCCUCACACUGCAGUGGAGAAGAAGGGGUAUAGUUCAGAGGAUUUAAAGAAAUUGUGGGAUAAAUGCAUGAAGAGCAACAGUUUUCAUCCUUCUCCUGAAGAGUUUAAAGCCAUACAACAUGACUAUAAAGGUAUAGUGCAAUUGGAGAGGGAUGUAGAAGUGAAGGACAGAGAAAUAGAGGAAAAGGAUCGAGAGAUGGAGGAAAAGGACCACGAGAUAGAGGAGACAAAGAGGGAGGUGGAAGAGAAAGACAGGGAAAUAGAGGAGACAAAGAGGGAGGUGGAGGAAACAAAGAGGGAGGUGGAGGAAACAAAGAGGGAGGUGGAGGAAACAAAGAGGGAGGUGGAGGAGAAGGAUCAGCAGAUGGAGGAGACCCGUCAGGAGAUGGAGGAGACCCGUCAGGAGAUGGAGGAGGCAUUGGAAAUAUCAAUGAGAGUGGUGGAGGAGACCACACAGGACGUGACAAAUAGCCAGCAAGUCAUACAACAGAAGGACCAAGCCUUACAACAGAAGGAUGAAGCCUUACAACAGAAGGAUGAAGCCUUACAACAGAAGGAUGAAGCCUUACAACAGAAGGACAGGAUGUUGUCUCAGAAGGACAUUCUACUGCAGCAGGAGAGACUGAGAGUCCGAGAGCUAGAGUGGAGCCUUGAGUUGGAGUUGCAGAGAAGACUGGAGGCACUGGAGGAGGAAAUUCGUCGACUGUCUGCCCAGUCUGACCGCGCCAAGUGUAAGAUCUGCCUUGUCCAGGAAGUGCAGGUUUCCUUCAUUCCCUGUAAUCACUUAAUCUCAUGUCAGGGAUGUGUGGACAGACUGCCAGAGAGAGUGUGUCCUAUCUGUAGGGAAGACAUUGAGGGUACAGUCAACAUGUUAUUGGCGUAAAGAGGGAAGGUGAAUAGUGUACCUUACUGCAGCAACCAAAUAUCUGUUUGAUUGUCCUCUUAUUUGGUUUUCAUAUUUUUUGUAGUUGACAUUAGUUUCCGGAUGGGAGUGUACAAAUACAAAGCUUUUGUUUUUAACUAAUGUUGAAUGCAUGAGAGAAAAAAAAGACUUCAAUGUAAAUAGAUUUUAUUAUGAUUUUUUAAACUAAAAAGCUUUUGAAAAAAUUCUUAUAAUAUUUUUUUCUUAC
Messenger RNA from Saccostrea cuccullata (small rock oyster), 1760 nucleotides. RefSeq names its product microtubule-associated protein 1A-like. Gene Ontology annotation, molecular function: ubiquitin protein ligase activity. Gene Ontology annotation, biological process: protein ubiquitination; ubiquitin-dependent protein catabolic process. The transcript is spliced from 4 exons. The record is from RefSeq and is a predicted model, not a curated record. Lineage: Eukaryota; Metazoa; Mollusca; Bivalvia; Ostreida; Ostreidae. The coding region runs from base 104 to 1513 and encodes 469 amino acids.